This is a messenger RNA of Colletotrichum navitas, 1788 nucleotides long. RefSeq names its product major facilitator superfamily domain-containing protein. Gene Ontology annotation, molecular function: transmembrane transporter activity. Lineage: Eukaryota; Fungi; Ascomycota; Sordariomycetes; Glomerellales; Glomerellaceae. The transcript is spliced from 6 exons. Gene Ontology annotation, cellular component: membrane. Bases 95 to 1594 code for a protein of 499 amino acids. The record is from RefSeq and is a predicted model, not a curated record. Gene Ontology annotation, biological process: transmembrane transport.
CAUCACUCCUACAUCUCACAACAACUCUUGCCACUACGAAAUAACCUCCACCCGCCCUUGUAAAUACCCUCAAUUUGACAGUCUCAGCAUCAAAAUGGGUUGUGCAAGUAGGAGACGCACGACUGAGGGGUUCGCGCGUGAAUACGAAGCCGAAGAUGCAAAUCACGUUUCUUGGAGACCUAUCGUCAUGGUUGCCAUGAUGUUGUUCAUUGAUGGCCUCGGUUACGGCAUGUCUCUAGCUCCUCAAACGCAGCUAUUCGAGAACAUCGUUUGUCGACAGUAUUACAAAGUCAACAGCACUGGCCUUGUUGGCAGGCCCUCCGAAGAAAUGUGUAAAGACCCUGCCGUUCAAGAUGUUGUGGCGGAACUAUUUGGUUGGCAAACAUUCUUCGACGGCAUUCCCGGCUUGGUACUGGCUAUUUGGUUUGGCGUUCUUGCCGACAAGCAGGGCCGGAGACGAGUUCUGUUCCUCAGCCUUGUUGGCCAAGUCUUGGGCGCUUGCUGGGUUCUCUUCAUCUGUUGGGCGGAGUUCCCCCUCAAACUUAUUUGGCUGUCCUCGGCUUUUCUCGUUAUUGGGGGCGGGAGUACCGUAACUGGUGCUGUGUCUAUGAUGAUUAUCACAGAUGCAUCACCUGAAAAGUAUAGGUCGAACAUUUUCUUCUACGCCCAGGCGGCUCUAAUUGUGGCGGAACUCGUUGGCCCAGCGACAGGAUCUCUCUUAAUGACCAACAGCCUAUGGCUUCCUUUACUCCUGGGAUUGGGUUGCACGGUCAUCACUUCUAUCCUCGCUGGAACGAUCCCAGAAACUCUCCAUCGUCGCGAAGGAGGGGCAAUUGAAUCGGAACAUGAAGACCUCUCCGACGAUCUAAGUCUCCAAAGGACACUUCGAAGACUGCUCGAGCAUGUAUACAAGACUCUCAAAUUCAUCGCCAGCCAUCGAAGCGUCUUGUUCCUAGUUUUAACAUUUCUAGUGGUUGACUUCUCACGACAAUCGCUGGGCGUUCUGUUACAGUAUUUGUCAACUAGGUACAGCAUACCUAUUGCCAAGGCCAGCAUUCUUCUGUCGGUCCGGGCUUUUGCACAGCUUGUUACCUUCAUCGCCAUCUUGCCUCUUUUAGACCUUUUCGUUUCUAAAAAACUAGGCCUUUCUGCAAGAGUAAAGGACUUUUUGCUUUCACGACUUAGCAUCGCAUUUAUAAUGAUAUGCUUUGCAAUUUUAGUCCUGGCUCCAAACCUUUCAGUUGUUGUUAUUGGUCUGGCGUUUUAUACUCUUGGAAAUGGGUUUAGCUCUUUUGCUAGAUCACUGCUUAGCUCCCUGAUUGAAAAGGACAUGGUUGGAACGCUGUUUACAACGCUUUCCAUGAUGGACACACUGGGCUCCUUGCUUGCAGGCCCUAUCGUUGCUAAAACCUUCAGCUGGAGUUUGAGACUUGACGGAAUUUGGAAAGGAAUGCCUUACGUCAUGUCCUUCAUCAUCUGUGGAUUGGCGUCAAUCGCACUCUCCCGGGCUGGGUCGGGAGGCUUGCCUGAUAAGCACGUUGAUGACGACGAGGAAAGCAGAUCUUUCCUCGCCCGCGACUCCUCGGCAAGCUGACAAGAUUAGCCACAAGUUUCUAAAUUUCAGACUCCCGAAAGCUUAUUUUUGUCUCAAUGCUCGAGAACAACCCCUUGGCAUGUCAUGAAUGGGGGCGAAUUGUAAUGCUUGCAGCAAUUAUGUUUUCAUGCAAGCAAUGUGACUUGAUAAGAAUACAUCUUAGUUCAUUAGUUAAAAUAUUGAUAUCUUACCCU